AUAUUAGGUAGGACUCGUAUUCCACCGUGGCAAAAAACGAGUAUCCCAGCGCGCGACACGUGUCGUCGGGCCCCACCCGGUCAGACCUCCAAUAUUUUGAAAAUAUAGCGCGUCUCUCUCCUCUCAUCUCUCACACUCUCGCGCCCCAACCCCUCUCUCUCCUCCCGGCUCAGAACUUGGCGCUCCCUCCGACUCUUCCGACGCCGGCGCCUCCGCCUCCGCCGACGACACCGACGCCGACGCCGACGCUCCUCUACGCGCUCGCGCUCCCAACCUCUCUCUCCUCCCAGACGCGACGCCUCCGACGCCGACGCCUUCUGCACUCUGAGAACUCGCGCUCCCUCCGACGCGACGCCUUCGACGCCGCCUCCGACGCCGACGACGAAGGCCCACGGCCCUAGCCCUAGCUGACGCCGACGCCGACGACGAAGCCCGACGCCCUAGCCGCCGCCCCAGGCCUAGCCGACGCUGACGCCCUCCGCCUCAACUAGCUCUGCACCUCUCGACGCCGACGUCGACGCUGACGCCGUCGCCCUAGCCCUAGUCGACGCCUUGCAGUUGUCACCGCCGUCCGACGAAGCUGUACCACGCCCCGCUCCGCCCUAGCUUCGAGAGGUACAGAUUUGAACUGAUUCAGCGUUUUAUUCCCGUGUGCAGACUGUGGAUGCUGUUCAAAAUGACCUGUUUGAAAGGCAUUUUGAAUUGUGUUAGCAUUGAGUAUUCCUUUAAAGGGUGGCAUUUUAUUCGACUUUCAAUAAAACGUUUCUCUCUGCGUCUGCUGACCAAUUGUGAUUGUUGUGACUACUGUUGCUAUUGCUGCUGUAUUCCGUCUGCCCAAUUUCUAGCAUGGUAUUAUUAUCUGCAUAAAAAAAGUAAAGGAGGAAGCAGAGGUAAGGAGCUUAGUUGGGUGUUUCUGAUGUAGUUACUUUGAUUUUUUUGGAGAUUGCUUCUCGUCUGGGACUUCUUCCAGGUUCAGCGAGGCAUUUUGGCAUAAAUGCCGAUGUUAAUAGCGUAUUGUCUAUGGCAGACAUUGUUCUUUAUGGUUCUGCACUUUUAUUGUUUGAAGUCAUGAGUAUGAAAAAGACUCUGUAAGAGGAGGGAGAUGGCACAACAAGAGAUAAUGUGGUUUGGACAAGUGAAAUGGAUGAUGUGUUGAUAGAUGGGUUGUUGGUGGAACAAAGAAAAAGCAACCGUCACAAUAGCCUGUUUAACAGCGAGGCUCACCACAAUACCGUGAAAACCUCGAGGAACUCCUUUAGUCCAUCUAUUCAGAAAUCUAGAAUACAGAAUAGAAAGAAGACAAUGAAGAAGUAUUUUGCCAGAGUGUAGCAAUACAUUUCAUGGUCGACUUUACUUGGAAUGCCAUCACGUGGAUGUUUGAUGCUCCAGAUAAAGGAGAAGUUACUUCUUCAAGAAUACAACAACUGCAUAUAUUCCCAGAGAGACGUGAAGCAAGAAGGUGGAGGCCACUGCCUAUUCACAGUUACGACAAGCUUUCUGAACUUUAUUCACAAGAUAGAGCAAUUGGUGAGCAUGCUGAAACUACUGGAGAGAGAGGCUUCCCGACAACUAGAGUUAAAUGACUCGCGGUCGCAGGAUAAUCUCAUGGUCCGGAUAAAAGACUUGAUUGGUGGGUCGCAAUGCAUUUUUGCUGGAUGUGUUCAAGAGUCAGUGCGGAAGGCUGAGCACGGGAACGGAAAGAGUCACAAACACCCUAGAAAAGAUGCGGCGGCUAAAGCUGAUGCAGACAAUGUCCUUGAAGAACGCGAUCCCCAGUACGAUGUGAUGCUUAGCCAGAUGGUGGGUCGGAUUCGAUCAAAACCUGGAGGAAAACUUGAGAUGGGUGAGAACAAGGAGCUGUAUCAGAAGAUGUUCACCGAUGAGGAGAAGCGGGCCAAGUUCUUGUGGUGGAGGGUCCAGUUCUUGGAGAGGAGCAUCCGGAAGCUCGAUUUCAAUCCGGGUGGCACUUGCACCAUUUUUCAGGUGAGCGAUCUCAAGAAUUCCCCGGGACCGGAGAAGCGCGAGCUCCGGAUCGCCAACAAGCAGGCUCUCCAGAUGCUUCAGGACAACUAUCCCGAGUUCGUGGCCAAGCAAGAAUGUUCACAUUGAUUUCCUGGUUGAUGAGUUAUGUUCGGCUGUCCUGUUGUUUGAAUUGACGAUUUUUGUGGGUUCAAAUGGGGUUUUUGGUUAGGUGUUUAUCAAUGUUCCCUGGUGGUAUUUGGCGUUCUAUGCAAUGAUCAGCCCUUUUUUGACCCAUAGGACCAAGAGCAAGUUUGUGUUUGCAAGCCCCUCGAGAACCGCGGAGACGCUUUUCAAGUACAUUUCUCCUGAGCAGGUACCGGUGCAGUAUGGUGGCCUGAGCAUAGAUUAUUGCGAUUGCGAUCCUGAAUUUACUGUUUCUGACCCUGCAACCGAGAUGACAGUUAAGCCGGGGACCAAACAAA
Molecule: messenger RNA, 2444 nt
Organism: Syzygium oleosum
Lineage: Eukaryota; Viridiplantae; Streptophyta; Magnoliopsida; Myrtales; Myrtaceae
Exons: 6
Coding region: 1360-2109 (249 amino acids)
Molecular function (GO): lipid binding
Source: RefSeq, a predicted model, not a curated record